AUAUAAACUUAACCACACUUUUAUAACCUCUAUUUUAUCGUGCUCUACAAGAUAUAUAAAAUAUAAUUCGAUUUGAUUAACGUAAUUAGAUAAAAUGGCAAGAAAGAGGAAAGGACGUUCCGUAAGAAAAAAUCAAAAUCGAUGUGGAGAAUCGGAGGAGUUAGUGCAAGCACCCCAUUCAUUUGUUAUUUGUAAAGGAGAUAAUAGUAUUGUUGGGGAAUUGACGAAAGAUUUUCGCAAGGUUAUGGAACCUUUUACCGCAUCCCAGUUGAAGACUAGGAAAAAAAACACAAUCAAAGAUUUUGUCUCGAUUGCUGGUCCGUUACAUGUUUCACACAUUUCUGUCUUCAAGAGUACAGAUAUUGGACUGUAUUUGAAGAUUGCUAGGCUUCCAAGAGGACCUACUUUGACCUUCAAAGUAUGCAAAUACUCCUUAGCAAAAGAUGUGAUCUCUUCACUAAAGAAACAAUAUGUAGUAGAAGAAGCUUUCAAACAUUCUCCAUUGAUAGUAUUGAAUGGUUUCAGCGGAGAAGGACUGCAAUUGAAAAUGAUGGCUUCCAUGAUGCAAAAUAUGUUUCCAACACUUAAUUUAACAAACGUAGAUCUCAAUGAUGUCAGACGAGUUGUACUUAUGAACUAUAAUCCAACAUCCAAGCUCAUCGAUUUUAGGCAUUAUGGGAUAAAAAUUGCACCUGUCAAUAUCUCAAAAGGAGUAAAGAAAGUUGUUCAAGGCAAGAUUCCCAAUCUUUCGAAAUGCAGUGAUAUGUCAGAGUUUUUAACAAAAUCAGGAAUGUUAUCGGAAAGCGAAGCUGAAGACGACCCAAAUAAUCAUGUUGUUUUAGGACAGAAAAUAAUUUCUAGGGGUAAUUUAGAGAGUGGAAAGUCAUCUAUUAAGCUAAGUGAACUUGGACCUAGAUUGACAUUGAAGCUCUUGAAAAUCGAGGAUGGUUUGAUGGAUGGAGACGUAUUAUACCAUGAAUUUAUCCAGAAAACUGAAGAAGAGAAAGAAGCAAUAAAAAAGAAGAGGGAAGAAGCAAAAAAACUAAAGGAAAAGAGAAAGAAGAUACAGGAAACUAAUAUCAGAAAGAAAGAAGAGGAGAAACAAUCUAGGAAACAUAAAAAUAACAAGGAAACAAAGGAAGGACAAUCGCUGAAAAGACCUUUAGAAGAAGAUAAUGAUGAGGAUGACGACGUUGAGUACUACAGACAAGAAGUUGGUGAAGAACCAGAUAAAGAUCUCUUUCAGAGAAAACCAAAACCAGCUCAAGAUCACAAACAAAAAAAUAAAAAAUUCAAGAGGAGUAAAGACCAAAAAAGCUAAUUUAUUGUACAAAAAAAUUGAUAUAAAAUAAACUAUUAUUUUUUA
Molecule: messenger RNA, 1366 nt
Organism: Harmonia axyridis
Lineage: Eukaryota; Metazoa; Arthropoda; Insecta; Coleoptera; Coccinellidae
Gene: ppan
Product: protein Peter pan
Exons: 6
Coding region: 95-1321 (408 amino acids)
Biological process (GO): rRNA processing; ribosomal large subunit assembly
Cellular component (GO): preribosome, large subunit precursor
Molecular function (GO): rRNA binding
Source: RefSeq, a predicted model, not a curated record